UUCAUCCUCUGAGUUUCCUCUGAGUUUCUCUCGUCAUCCUUUUUCUCCUUUUGGGAUCAACCUCAUUUCAUCAGAUCUUCACGGGGGCGAAAUUCUCCGACGAUAGUUUUGUCGAAUAUCUCCAUCGAAUUUGAAAAUGCUUUGUCUUCCGGUGUUGUAAGGGAGGGGCAAAGAGGAUCAAAUUGGUUGAUGAUCUCUGUAACAACGAGCACCUGGGGUUUCAUCGAGCUCUGCCGAUUCGAUUUGACGUCCGGGGAAUCCGUAAUCCAAUGGAUUCGUUGGUUCUGAUGGCGUUGGUGAGUGGGUUGGUUGUUUGGCGAGGGAGAGAUACGGAGGCGUCGAGAAGCUGAGAGAGAGCGAAAAUAGAAAUUAGGGUUUCGAUAUUGGGGGAGUUUUGGAUGGGAAACACAUGCGUCGGCCCGAAUCUGAACGCUAAUGGAUUUCUGCAAUCUGUUAGUAACGCAGUUUGGCGGAAUCAGCAGAAACCAGAGGAAAGUCUCCCGCCGGACAGGAAGGAUGAUCAAAGCAGCCGGAAAACCAGCAAUAACGGCGCGAAUGGCGAGGAUCAGUCACCUCCCGGAGGCGGAUCCUCCGUGGCUCCGGCGCCGGGGUCUGUGCAGAGCACGCCGCCGGAGCCCGUGAAGAUGACGGACGAAGCGAGCAAAAGCGAACAAGGAAGCAAGACGGAGGAGAACAGCGACGCGAACGCGAAGCAGAAGAAAGAGGUUCAGAUGAAGCGAAUUGCAAGUGCUGGUUUACAGAUCGAGUCAGUUUUGGGAAGGAAGACAGAGAAUCUGAAAGACAUUUACAGUGUCGGGAGGAAACUAGGACAAGGACAAUUCGGGACAACGUUUCUGUGUCUGGAGAAGAAAACAGGGAAAGAAUUCGCCUGCAAAACGAUUGCGAAAAGGAAACUGACCACUGCUGAGGACGUGGAAGAUGUAAGACGAGAGAUUCAGAUAAUGCAUCACUUGUCAGGUCAUCAGAAUGUGAUUCAGAUCGUAGGAGCAUAUGAAGAUGCUGUCGCAGUUCAUGUCGUGAUGGAGCUUUGUGCAGGUGGAGAGCUCUUCGACAGGAUUAUACAGAGAGGGCAUUACACUGAAAGGAAAGCUGCUGAACUUGCUAGGGUUAUAGUAGGUGUCAUCGAAGCUUGCCAUUCUCUCGGCGUGAUGCAUCGAGAUCUAAAGCCUGAGAACUUUUUGUUUGUAAAUGGUGAAGAAGAAGCCGCACUCAAGAUGAUAGAUUUCGGUCUCUCUGUCUUUUUCAAACCAGGAGAAACAUUCACUGAUGUAGUUGGAAGCCCUUAUUACGUUGCUCCAGAAGUGUUGCGGAAGCAUUACAGCCAUGAAUGCGAUGUUUGGAGUGCGGGAGUUAUCGUUUAUAUUUUGUUGAGCGGAGUUCCUCCAUUCUGGGACGAAACGGAACAAGGAAUCUUCGAGCAGGUUUUGAAAGGUGAGCUCGACUUUAUAUCAGAACCAUGGCCUAGUGUAUCAGAAAGUGCAAAAGAUUUGGUAAGAAGGAUGCUGAUCAGAGAUCCUAAGAAGAGAAUUACAGCUCAUGAAGUUCUUUGUCAUCCUUGGGUCCGAGUGGACGGUAAUGCUCCCGAUAAACCUCUCCAUUCUGCAGUCUUAAGUCGUUUGAACCAGUUUUCAGCCAUGAACAAGCUCAAGAAAAUUGCUAUCAAGAUCAUUGCAGAUAGCCUCUCGGAGGAAGAAAUAGCAGGACUGAAGCAAAUGUUCAAGAUGAUAGAUACAGACAAUAGCGGGCAUAUCACUCUUCAAGAACUUAAGAAUGGUCUCGAAAGAGUGGGUGCCAACCUUCAAGAUUCAGAAAUCGCAGGUUUAAUGCAAGCGGCGGAUAUAGACAACAGUGGAACCAUAGACUAUGGAGAGUUCAUAGCAGCAAUGGUGAAUCUAAACAAGAUACAGAAAGAAGACCACUUGUUCACUGCCUUCUCCUAUUUCGACAAGGACGGUAGCGGCUAUAUCACCCGGGACGAGCUCCAGCAAGCCUGCAAGCAGUUCGGCUUAGCGGAUUUCCAUUUAGACGACAUAUUACACGAGGUCGACAAGGACAACGAUGGACGAAUAGAUUACAGUGAGUUCGUGGACAUGAUGCAUGACACAGGGUUUGGUAAAAUGGCUUUAAGAACUUGAAAUACCAUCCCAAACGCAGGAUCCUUGAUCCUCUCCAUGGUGUGUCGGACACGGACAUUGCCGGUAUACACACAUACAUAUAUACGAUCGAUCAAACUACUUUAACCUGUAAGUUAAGGUUAACGUUUUGCUCGUUGGAUUGUUUUCUUCGUUUUGUCCGAAACGUUGAUCUCGUGGAUGCGCAUCUGCCGCUGUAAAAAGAUCAGAUCAGGCUAGUUUUACAUGCUGCAGGUUUCUUCGGCAGAGUGUUUCACUGUAACUACAUCUUUGUUCUAGGAAAUGAUCAUAGAGGUUUUUGAAGGAUGAACUGCAACUUUCUCUGUCAUAUAUAUACGUGUAACAUCUCCGAUGCGGUUGCGGAGUAAUCCUAUUAUUUCCCCUGGAUAGAUUUGUUGUUGACGGUUCUGGAUUAUAUGCCCAAUUUACAUGUGUGUGUAAUGUAUAUAUAU
Messenger RNA from Tarenaya hassleriana, 2605 nucleotides. Its product is annotated as calcium-dependent protein kinase 20-like. Bases 399 to 2156 code for a protein of 585 amino acids. Gene Ontology annotation, biological process: protein autophosphorylation; intracellular signal transduction; peptidyl-serine phosphorylation. The record is from RefSeq and is a predicted model, not a curated record. The transcript is spliced from 7 exons. NCBI's taxonomy places the organism in Eukaryota, Viridiplantae, Streptophyta, Magnoliopsida, Brassicales, Cleomaceae. Gene Ontology annotation, cellular component: nucleus; cytoplasm. Gene Ontology annotation, molecular function: calcium-dependent protein serine/threonine kinase activity; calmodulin binding; calcium/calmodulin-dependent protein kinase activity.